AGCAGCUGCUAUCGUGGAGGCCGUUCGUAGGUGGAAACAUUAUCUAACAGGUAAACAUUUCAAACUAGUAACGGAUCAGAGGUCAGUAGCUUAUAUGUUCAAUUUGAAACGUCAUGGUAAGAUUAAGAACGAUAAAAUAAUGCGGUGGAGAUUGGAACUUUCUAUGUAUGAUUUUGACAUAGUAUAUAGAACAGGAGAAGAAAAUAUACCAGCGGAUACCUUAUCGAGAGUGAAGGUUAUGUCGCUUACACUGGAUAAACUUUUCGAACUUCAUAAAGCACUGUGUCAUCCUGGAGUAUCUCGCAUGAGUCAUUUUGUAAAAAGCCGAAAUUUACCAUUUUCGAUAGAAGAAAUUAAGCGCAUGACCGAAUCAUGUAGAGACUGCCGAGAAUGUAAACCCCAAUACUAUCGACCUGCACAGUCACAUCUGAUAAAAGCAACACAGCCGUUUGAAAGACUGAACCUAGAUUUUAAAGGUCCGCUGCCUAGUACGGACAAGAAACGAUAUAUAUUGACUAUCAUAGAUGAGUAUUCUAGAUUCCCAUUUGCGUUCCCAUGUGAAGAUGUUAGCGCUCGGACUAUUGUUGCUUGUCUAUCAGAAUUAUUCUCGGUUUUUGGUAUGCCUACGUACAUUCAUUCUGACCGAGGGUCAGGAUUUAUGAGUGCUGAACUAAAGAGUUUUCUCUUACAGAAGGGUAUUUCAAGUAGUAGAACAACUAGUUAUAAUCCUGCAGGAAAUGGCCAAGUAGAAAAAUUCAAUGGAACGUUGUGGAAAACAGUUUGCCUCGCUUUACGAUCGAAAAAUCUACCCAUUAACCACUGGCAAGAGGUGAUGCUGGAUGCACUCCAUUCGAUUAGGUCUUUGUUAUGUACGGCUACAAACGCUACUCCUCAUGAACGAUUAUUUUCUUUUCAACGUAAGUCAACGAGCGGGGUGUCUGUCCCUUCAUGGUUAGCUACACCAGGAAAGGUUCUACUAAAACGUCAAGCGAAAUUCAAAAUCUGGUUGAUGGUGCACCAACAAUUUCUCGAAAAUAGUACAAAAGCCAUCGAUAAUGCUGAAGAAUUUGAGGGUUUUAAACAGAAGAAGGAGACGAAAGAAAAGGGAAUUCAAUUAUUUAACAAGAAUCCAUCAAAAGGUAUAAAAUUCCUUCAAUCUGAAGGUCUCCUUGGUGAGACAGCAACCGAAGUCGCUCAGUUCUUACACACUGAUGAUACACUAGACAAGACUAUGAUUGGUGAGCUGAUUGGUGAUCCAGGACAAUAUGAACGGGAGAUAAUGUACGCCUAUAUAGAUCAGUUGGAUUUCACUGAUACCAAUCUUGUGCAAGCUCUGCGAUUGUUCUUACAUAACUUCUGGCUUCCCGGUGAGGCGCAAAAGAUCGAUCGACUCAUGGAGAAGUUUGCGAGUAGAUUCUGUGAAACGAACCCAAAGUAA
Molecule: messenger RNA, 1438 nt
Organism: Xenia sp. Carnegie-2017
Lineage: Eukaryota; Metazoa; Cnidaria; Anthozoa; Malacalcyonacea; Xeniidae
Exons: 5
Coding region: 95-1438 (447 amino acids)
Biological process (GO): DNA integration; regulation of ARF protein signal transduction
Molecular function (GO): nucleic acid binding; guanyl-nucleotide exchange factor activity
Source: RefSeq, a predicted model, not a curated record